GGUUGACGGCCGGGACUCCAUUUUGUUCGCCGCUUCUCAGCUCGCAAGUCGCUCCUUCCCGUGGCUUCUCCGAGGCGAAAAGUUUACGAAGGGCGAAAGUUGCGCAGCACGUUCUGGAGCCCCGGCGGUAAGCAGAGCGAGUCCCGUGCUCUCUCCGCAGCAGCGAGGAGGAUGCGGCCCCUGGACGUCGUCGAGCUGGCGGAGCCCGAGGAGGUGGAAGUGCUGGAGCCCGAGGAGGACUUCGAGCAGUUCCUGCUGCCCGUCAUCCACGAGAUGCGCGAGGACAUCGCGGCGCUGACCCGGGCGCGCGGGCGCGCGUACCUGCGCAACCGGAGCAAGCUGUGGGAGAUGGACAAUAUGCUCAUCCAGAUCAAGACGCAGGUGGAGGCCUCGGAGGAGAGCGCCCUGAACCACCUGCAGGGCCCCGACGACGGCGCCGAGGGCAGGGCGGCCAAGCGGUGCGAGAAGGCCGACGAGAAGGCCAAGGAGAUCGCGAAGAUGGCAGAGAUGCUGGUGGCGCUGGUCCGGCGGAUAGAGAAGAGCGAGUCGUCCUGAGCGCGGGGCGGCGGUUCACAGCCAGUGGGAUCUGGUCCACCGGUGGAGAUUGGCUGACACCCUGGAGAAGCUGAAACCAGAGAGCCUUUUGUUUUCUCCCUUCUUUUCUCUGUCUGUGCUCUGUCCUCAUUUACACUACGUUUCUGCUGUGGUCUGCGGUUGAUGACCUCAAUAUGAGUUUUGACUGUUUGAUGUUUCUGUUUGGGGAAGUAACUUUUACUCGGGAAGCGCUCCGGCAUAGGAGGAGUAGGGCCUAGAUUGUAAGCUCUCGCAGCAGUCACAUUGUUCCUGGGCUUCGGUUAUUUCUGAGUUUUGAGGUGCUUUUUGCUCUUUCUUGUGUGACCUGAUAGCUCCCUGGAACUUUGGGUCUGUGUGGGACACAGCUCAGGGUUGGGGUUCUCCAGCUCUGGAGGUGCCGAAGGAGCGGCUUUCCUUCUCGAAGAUGACUCCAUGCAGCAGCGCGGAAGAAGCUGACGAAGGGACCAGACUUCACCGGGAAUGGAAGGGGUGAUCUGGCUGGGCCUGGUGCAUCAGAAGGAGGCGGAAGAUGGCCUUGUCUAUUCUGGGACUUGAAUUUCUUUCUGUGAGACCAAAGGAGGAGAGAUGUAUUUUGUUCAAAAUUUAAAUUUUACGUGGCACACUAUCUGAUGUAACCUGUCUGGUCGGUUUGUUUGGACAACCUAACUCAGCUUUCAUUGACAUAGAACCUCCAGUAGCGGAUGAGAUCUUGGCAUUCUGUACAACUUGAUGUAAGACCCUGAAGCCUUUCAGGGGAUAAAAUGAGAGAGAUUUGCAAAGGCCCUUGAGGGGCUGGGGAAGGAAAGCAAGGGCUAUCUAUCUGCAUUGGACCCUAAAAUAGACAGGGACUAGGUAUCUUUAAGGUUCAUAAGUUGUCCAGCUAGAAGUUCAUUUGAAUAGCAGACCUGACAAGUAUUUGAGGUCAAAACCCUACCAUGUGUUUAAAAAAAAUUCACCAUGUUAAUAAAAGUAUUCAUUUGCUUGAAAAGA
Molecule: messenger RNA, 1563 nt
Organism: Molossus molossus (Pallas's mastiff bat)
Lineage: Eukaryota; Metazoa; Chordata; Mammalia; Chiroptera; Molossidae
Product: MORF4 family-associated protein 1
Exons: 2
Coding region: 172-555 (127 amino acids)
Source: RefSeq, a predicted model, not a curated record